GGCGGCGGCCCGGCAGCAGGAGGCAGCGGGGAGGCUCCCCCGGCGGCCCCGCCGCCCGCCGCUAGCCCGGCGGGGCAUGCCCGGCCCCGCCAUGCCCGCCUGGGGGAUCCUGCCCGUCACGCUGCCCGCCUUCACCAUCACCGGCAUGUGGAUCGUGUACGCCAUGGCGCUCUCCAACAACCACAUCUGCCCCGUCCACAACUGGAAUUACAACCAGUCGUGCGGCGUGGAUGGCCCCGACUCCUGCUGCACGCUGGAUCACAUCCCCCUUGUGAGCAAGUGUGGCACCCUGCCUCCUGAGAGCUGCUUCUUCAGCCUCAUCUGCAGCUUGGGCUCCUUCAUGGUCAUCCUGGUGGGGCUGCUGAGGUACGCCCACGUCCUGGAGCGUGUCGGGCCGUCGCUCCUCAACACCCUGGGGCUGGCCACCGGCUGGCUCUGUGCCGCCGGCCUCACCAUGGUCGGCAACUUCCAGGUGGAUCACGCCAAGGUGCUGCACUACAUCGGAGCAGGGGUGGCCUUCCCCACCAGCAUGCUGUUCGUCUUCCUGCAGUCCGUCCUCACCUACCGCAUGGCCAAAACCCGCGGGCAUUACUGGACCGGCCACCUGCGUAGCAUCCUCACCGCCGUGGCCUUCAUCACCCUCGUCUUCAGCGGUGUGUUCUUCAUCCAGGAGAGCUUCGUGCUGCAGCACGUGGCCGCACUGUGCGAGUGGAUGUUUAUCAUCGACGUCCUGGUCUUCUACGGCACCUUCACCUUCGAGUUCGGGGCCAUCUCCACGGACACCUUCCUGGUGCUGCUGAAAGCCAGCCGGGCCCCCAAAAGUUACAAAGGCGAGAGCAGCCUGCCCGGCACGGCCUGCAUCCACGGCGCGGAGGGUCUGGCCAUGGUGUGACCCCGAUGGGAGGCAGGCUGAUGGUGGGGACCAGCAAGUGGGGCUCUGCCAGCGGCUCCCCGCCUCGAAUGUCUCCCAGACCCCGCGUGCUUUGGGGUGCACGUGUGUGUGCGUGCACACGUGGUGCUUGGUACGUGCCCCCCGACCGGGAGCUGCAGCCGGGCUCCUCCAGCAGCUGAGGCCCUGCAGCCCCCAGGGAACAGGAGCUGCCCCCCAAGGGCUGCUAGGGGACGGGGGUCAGGGUUGUCCCCUCUGUGUCCUUGGCUGUCGGAGACAAUCAUGCGGGGGGAGCACCCCACUGGUGUGAGCCCGUCCUGGAGGCUGGUGGGAGCGGGGAGGGCGAUGAAUGAGUGUGUGCGUGUGUACAUAGAGCUACGUAUAUAUAUAGACAGAUGUAUAUACACA
Molecule: messenger RNA, 1297 nt
Organism: Cygnus olor (mute swan)
Lineage: Eukaryota; Metazoa; Chordata; Aves; Anseriformes; Anatidae
Gene: TMEM150A
Product: transmembrane protein 150A
Exons: 7
Coding region: 77-892 (271 amino acids)
Source: RefSeq, a predicted model, not a curated record